AUGGUUCGAUCUUCGAUCUUUGUUGGAGUGGAUUUCGGUACCACUUAUAGUGGUAUUGCGUGGGCUCUGGAGGGAUCGCCUGACAAGAUUGAAGUACUAUCACACUGGCCUGGUGGAGACAACAGAACAUCCUUGAAGGUCCCAACUGUCAUAUCCUACGACGACAAGAACAUCCUCUGGGGAUACCAAGUCGGCCCAUUCAAGGAGGCACUCCGAGGAAUCAAGUUGUUGCUUGACGAUGACCAGCAAACAAAAUACAAGCCAUCCGUGGCCUCAAAGACCCUCCUGGCAAAAUACGAUAUGGAUGUAGUGCAGGUUACAGGCGAUUACCUUAGACAGAUUAUCAAAUAUGUCAAGAUAACCAUCGAGAGAAGACUUGGAUCCAAGGCUGAGGAUAUGGAUCUUCGCUUCAUUCUUACUGUCCCGGCUGUUUGGUCUGACACAGCAAAGCAUAGGACAAUGACGGUUGCUAUCAAAGCCGGUGUUCCUUUAGAAGAUGUGUCACUUAUCUCUGAGCCAGAGGCUGCGGCUCUUUAUUCCUUGCGUUCUAUCCAGGAUCAUUCCGUUACGGAAGGAAAUGUCUACAUUGUGUGUGAUGCCGGUGGUGGGACGGUGGACCUCAUUUCGUACCUUGUUAAAGACACCGAACCUCUAAGUUUAGUGGAGGUAACUGAAGGAACCGGAGGCAUAUGUGGCUCCAUGAUUCUAGACCAGACAUUCCAGGAGUUCUUCGAAGAUGAAAUGGGACAAGGCCGUUAUGCGGAACUUUCAGUCAAGUCAAAAGAAGCUGUUAUAUCAUACUGGCGAGAUCGAGUCAAGCCAUACUUCACCGGGAAGGUCGACGAUGACUUUGCCGAGGUUGACUACUUCAUUCCUGUCCCAGGAGUGACAGACGACAUACCCGGUGUCAUCGAGGACGGCUUCUUUACGCUUAGUCGCGAGGAAGUCGAAGAUAUUUUCGACCUUGUUGUUGAUGACAUCCAGGAGCUUGCUGCGCAGCAGGUGAAGCAAGUCGAGGAGCUUGGAUACUCCACGGAGGCCAUCAUCCUUGUGGGCGGGUUUGGGUCGUCCGAGUAUCUUUUCCAGCGCUUGUGGUCAGCAGUUGUUACCGGUGCCGUUCAGCGUGGUAUAGACGGGAAUCAAGUUGAGAGUCGCAUUGCCCGCCGUCACUACGGAAUAAGAUACUCGGCGCAUUAUGAUUCUAACCAACACGAGGGGGAAAAGAAGAGAUGGUCCUGGCUGCAGGAAAAGUAUCUGGUAGAUGGCCAAAUGCAAUGGUAUAUCAACAAGUCCUCAAAAAUCAAAGAGAACAAACCGAUCAGUAUCAAGUUUUACAGAAUAACAAUGGUGAAGGACACUGACGAUCUGAUGUUCGAAACGGAACUCCAUUUUUGCAAUGAUGAAAAGGCGCCAUCGGCUACCAAUGACAGAAUAAUGAAACUCUGCACUCUGGAGUCAGAUCUGAGUAAGAUCCCCCGAGAGCUAUUCACCAAGAAGAAGAAUUCAAUGGGAAUUGAAUAUUACGAGAUCGUUUUCGAUCUUGUCAUGACGCCUACUUCAGCGUCGUUGCAGUUUCAAUUGGAGUUCCAGGGCGUUCCAUAUGGCACUGUUAGUUCCAAGUAUUGA
Molecule: messenger RNA, 1626 nt
Organism: Aspergillus wentii DTO 134E9
Lineage: Eukaryota; Fungi; Ascomycota; Eurotiomycetes; Eurotiales; Aspergillaceae
Product: Hsp70 family protein
Exons: 12
Coding region: 1-1626 (541 amino acids)
Molecular function (GO): ATP binding; ATP-dependent protein folding chaperone
Source: RefSeq, a predicted model, not a curated record